AUGCCAGAGGGCGCCAGGGAGCUGAUCCAGUGCCGAGUGAGUGAGGACGGCCUCCUCCUCUUCAUCACUGACAUUCCAGAGCAGGCCAUCGAGGAGCCGCAGGAGAAGGAGGCGCCGGUGCUGCAGGAGUCGUCCAACGCUGAGCAGACGGCCAAUGACGGCGGAAACUCCGGCCUGAAGUCGGUGCUGUCGGCGGGGAAGACUCAGAGCUCGUGGCCCGACAGCAGCGACCGACCUGUCGUCACCUUCAAGGAGAACAUCAAACCCCGAGAGCAGAGCCGAGAGCCCACGCGAAACCAUCAUCUGAAAGACAGCGGCAAGGAGCGCCGAGACUUCACCAAAGGCAACGGGGCUGCUGGGAAAGGAGAGCUGAAGAGGGACGCCAAGAGGAAGAGCGAGCUGAAAAAAGCCGGACAUGAGAAAACUGCUGAUGCUGGAAAACAGGUGAAGGCGCAGACGGAGCUGAGGAAGACUCCGGUGUCUGAAGCGAAGAAGACUCCUGCCACUCAAACUCAAACUACCUGCUCCUCCCAGUUCAUCCCCAUCCAUCAUCCUGGAGCCUUCCCGCCGCUGCCCAGCAGACCUGGUGCAAAUAAGCUCAUCUUUGGCAGUGGGACCAGUUUAACCAUUGAACCCAGUGAGUACUGA
This is a messenger RNA of Epinephelus lanceolatus (giant grouper), 648 nucleotides long. The record is from RefSeq and is a predicted model, not a curated record. NCBI's taxonomy places the organism in Eukaryota, Metazoa, Chordata, Actinopteri, Perciformes, Serranidae.